This is a messenger RNA of Dentiscutata erythropus, 1818 nucleotides long. The record is from the annotation of a GenBank genome assembly. NCBI's taxonomy places the organism in Eukaryota, Fungi, Glomeromycota, Glomeromycetes, Diversisporales, Gigasporaceae.
AUGGCAUACUCUGAUAGAAUAUCAUAUCGUUCGUUAUAUCAAAAACAAACUUAUUCAAUUUGGAAAUUUCCAAGAUUAUUUAGAAGUAUCGCUGCAUGCUUGUCACUAGUAUUCUUCAUUGUAAUACCAUUUAUUCAUCUAAAUAAACGUCAUAUAGAUUCAAAUUCUUCUCUAUUUCAUAAAGUAAAUGAUCAUAAACCACAUAAACCACUUUUUAAUAGUAUUAGUAAUAAUAUUAUAGUUAUCGUCGAUGGUGAUCAACAAGCAACCAGUCUACAACCUAUUUAUUGUAAAUUGUCUAAAAAAGCUGAAAAUGUAUAUACUCAUGUAAUUGUUACCGGAAAAAAUCGUGGAAUGGGCGGUACAAGAUUAAUAAGGUUCAAUUCCCUAUUUUCAAAUUGUGAUGUAUCUGUAUAUGAUUUAGAACUUCGUAAAGGUAUUUCUUCCAAUGAAAAUAUCUUACCUUUGGUAUUUCAAGGAAUAAAUCAUGCAAUAGAUCAAAUUCGACCCGAUGUUUUGAUUUAUAUAAAUGAUCCUGAAAAUGAAGCAAUGCGUGGUGUUGAUGCCGCUUUAGUUGCUGCUUCUCAAUCAAAUAAUAAUAUUACAAAGAUUUCAAUACCUAUCGAACACACAAAACAUUUAUUGUGGCUACCUGAUUUAUCUAUUGAGGCACUUAAAAACUGGAACAGUCCAAAAAUUCAAUUACAAGUGAUCACACAAAAUCGUCCUCAAUCUCUAGAACGUCUUAUGCAAUCUCUCAAUUCAUCUAUUUAUUUUGGUGAUGAUAUAUCUCUCGCUAUAAACAUGGAUCGAGGUGCUGAUCCUGUGACCAUUAAGCUUUGUCAAACAUUUAAAUGGACUUUUGGUCAUAAAUUCGUUCGACAUCGUGUAGUUCAAGGUGGUUUACUGACUGCUGUAGUAGAAUCUUAUUAUCCUACUGAUUAUAAUGAGUACGCUAUACUUUUAGAAGAUGAUGUUGAACUUUCUCCAUUUUAUUAUAUAUGGGCAAAAUAUGCUGUCUUAAAAUAUAGAUAUGGUAUUGAUAAAAGUUUAUCUGGAAGAAUUUUGAGAGGAACAAUAUAUCCUAAUCAAUCUCCAUAUCUUAGUCAAGUACCUUGUAGUUGGGGUGCUUUAUAUUUCCCUGAAAUAUGGCAUGAAUUCCGUAUUUAUCAAAAUGCUCGAUUAAAUGAUAUCCAUGGUCUUAAUUUACAGAAAGUAAUCGUUCCAGAAAGUAGAUCUAAUCGUUGGAAAGCAUCUUGGAAACGUUUCUUUAUAGAACUUGUUUAUCUUCGUGGCUAUGUAAUGCUCUAUCCUAACUAUGAAGACUUUGUCAGCUUUUCAACUAAUCAUUUGGAGAAAGGUGUUCACAAUCGUAAAGACAAAAAAGAAGUGAAAGAAGUGUUUGGUCUUCCAUUAAUGGAUAAAGAUAUUGUAUUGGAUGGAUUACCUGGUGGUCGUUUACCAAACUUUAAGGAUUUACCAACUAUGGAUCUUUGGGGAAAGGUUACACCAAUAAAAGAAUUAAUUCAACGUGGACAUAAACUACACUUGAAAAUUUCACAUUGCCCUCCUAAUGAUUUUGAUGAACUCACUUACGAUCCUCAAGACCUAUUAUGUGUUGAUGAAGAGACUGUACGCAUUAAAAUGAAUAAACAAUCGGAAUCUGAAAUCGAUGAAAUCCUAAAUACUUCAAAAGGCACUGAGAUAAUUGAACAAAUAAUUAAGGAAGAUAACCAUGCAGAAAAACCGACAAUUGAUGAUAAAAUAUCCAUUCUUGAUGGCGAAGAAAAAAAUAUCCCUUUGAAAAUGAGAAAAUAA